Messenger RNA from Zymoseptoria tritici IPO323, 1065 nucleotides. RefSeq lists its product as uncharacterized. Lineage: Eukaryota; Fungi; Ascomycota; Dothideomycetes; Mycosphaerellales; Mycosphaerellaceae. Bases 1 to 1065 code for a protein of 354 amino acids. The record is from RefSeq and is a predicted model, not a curated record. The transcript is spliced from 3 exons.
AUGACACUCGCUGCCAUCGACGUCGACACCGACAGUCGAGCAUCACGAUCAUGGCAGAGCAGUGGCUACCUCCUCGCUGUUCAUUGCAUGCUGUUCCGCAACCACAGAUAUGCGAGACCUGUACCAGCAUCGCUCGCUUCUUGUAUCAGACGGUUGUUCGAAGCGAUGGUGGUUCCCAUGGGUCCAUGGUGGGUGGCCAACCCCACCGUCAGGACCACCAUUCUCGACGAAGCAGGAGGCCGGCCUCCCUUAGGACAUCCCUAUGCGACGUCUCUGGAGCUUGACGAGGAUCUGAACACCGCGCUUCCACCUCGACCAAGGGGCAUGCAGACCAGGCAGCCCGCCGGCUACCCAAGCAUCCAGCAGCCAGUGCAAUCGAACGGCCAGAUGCCAUCCAGAAGGCAACCAGAGUCACGUCCCAGCGGGCCAGGAGAUCAGGAGCCACAAUCCAGACGUCCAAGGGACGGCCGACCACGACAGCAGUUCGGCUCGCAAGGCAGACCCAUCCUGUCUCGACGACCAGAUGGCGAGUCUCCAUACCAGAUGUAUGAGCAGCAGGCUCGGCCUUCCAACGACCAACAGUAUCGACAAGGCCCACCAUCGGACGAUACCGGAGAUCGACAGGAGCAGAACAGGCGUUCGUACUCUGGCCCACCACCGGCGCGCACCGACACCCCAGGCAGACGUGUCUCUGGUCGAAGCCCAGGCCGCCAUCGUGCCCCGCCCGUUCGUCGUGGGAUUGCGACUCCAGUCAUCAGCUAUGCGCUGCCGUACAGGGCUGCUCGUCCACCUAGUGACACGUCUCGCGAGUCACGACCGUCGUCCAGGCGUGCGAACGCUGAUCUGUAUCAGUCACAGACGAUCACGUCGGCAAGACGGCCUCAGCCGCGCGAUGCUAGCGGUCCUCCUGAUCUGGGUCGUCGUCGGCGCACGGCUCCAGCACUUUCAUACACCAACGCUGGUCCUCCCGGCGUGGCUGCGUACCGACAGCGGAGUCGUCAUCGAGCGCAACGGACGAGGUCUGGUGCCGGAUCUGACGAAGAGGACAGCUCUGAUGGCGACUAA